AUGACUGCAAGCGAAGGUGAAGGAAGUUAUGGAGCUAUGUUAAGCUCAUUCACAACUUCCGUGAAAGCGGAUCUGGACAGCCCCGUAACAUCCAAUUUUGGUAAUCGUAUUGCCGAAUAUCGUGUCGAGGCACAGCGAAUUGUUGAAGAAACCGAGGGUUAUACGGUGGACUUCGAACGAUUACGUAAGGCUUCAAAAGAGGUAGAAGAUACCUUAGUGAUUCUUGUAAGGCAGCUUCUUGCUUUUGGACAAGCAGCUAAAGAGAUCGCUACCAAGUGGACUUCUAGAUCAGAAUCGCAGUAUGAAUCUGAUGUGGCUGUUAUACUGAUGAAAAUGGAGUGCCAUAUCAAAGAUGAAGCUGAUCUGACGAAUUUACAAAUGCGGAAUUGGCAAAGCAACAUUGUUACCCCGUUCCUAACACUAGUGGAAAUCGGACGUGAAAUCCGCAAUCGAGGUGUGGAACGAUCAUGCCGUGAUUAUGAAAAUAAAUAUGUAAAAGCAGAAGCUGAUGCAAGGAAGCAUGCAAAACAUGCUGGUUAUACCAGAAGCCAGUUGGGUCAUGGUGAGUUAGCGGAGCAGUUAACACGAGAAAGACUUAUGGUACAAUACGAGUUGUGCAAGUUCCUGAUGUCAGUUGACACGGUAGAAGAUCGUCGAGGUCCACAGUUGUUGCGGCAUUUUAUGGAGCUUGUUCGCAACCAAAACUCCUAUUACAUGAAUCGAGUGAGGGUAAAUGAAGAUUUUCGGCAAGAUAUGACGAAGUUGGAGGAGCGAAUGAUGACACGGAAUGCAAAUCGAUGUGCCCAGCGAAAUACACUUUGGGAUUUAAAAGGCCAGUUGGAAGCAAAUGAUGAACUUGCACGUUGCGCCUCAGGGCGUCGGUCAUCGGGGCGUGACUCAGUGAAUCUUGGCAGCCGUCUGUCCGGUAUUAAUUUAGUCAAUGCCAGUAGUGCACUUCUGAAUGAUAAUGAUCCAUUAAAUGAAUUAGCCACAAGUACAGCUUUCUUCCCAGACCUUGAUUUUACUCAAUCUGGUUAUUUAUACAAGAAAAGUAACAAGAAGUUGCACAAACAGUGGCAGAAACGUCGUUGCCGCAUUGAGGAUGGACAUUUCUGGCUGUCACAUUCUGAUGAGUCCGCGCCACCAACAAAGCUGAGCCUACUUGUGUCGGAUUGUAAGCCAUCAACCGAUGACCCGAAAUCUUUCGAUUUAUAUUGCCGUGAGAGGACAUAUCAUUUACAAGCUGAUUCAGAAACUGAUGCAAAAAGAUGGAUGCUUGCAUUAAAACGAGAAAUAACAAGAGUCAAAGCGAAAAUGCUGUCAGCCGAAACACCUCAGGGAAAUGAAGGUGGUAGUAGUGGUGCUAUUUCAGAACUGUAUGAAAGAAAAAUGUGUGUAGCAAAAGUGCGGAAGCUUCCUGGUAACAAUGUUUGUGCUGAUUGCUCAUCAAAAGAAGAUGUACAGUGGUUAUCAAAUAUUGGUGCACUAGUAUGUAUUGCUUGUAGUGGUGUGCAUCGGGAAUUGGGUGUCCAUGUAAGUAGGAUACAGUCACUAAAUUUGGAUGUUAUAUCACCGUUGGAGUUUCUUGUACCACUUUCAUCUGGCAACAUUAUGAUUAAUCGUUUGUUCGAAUAUGAUGCAGCCAAAUGCGCAACAUGGAAACCGAUUCCAGGAUGUACAAGAUUUGAUCGUCAACGUUUCAUUCAAAUGAAAUAUCGUGAUCGCACUUUUGUGCAGGAACUUGAUGAUCCCGAUGCAUCUCUAACUGAAGCAUUUAAUAAUUGUGACUUUGAGAAUACAUAUAGAGCACUGCUUAGUCCAAAUUUAACGAAAAAGCCGUUUUUCCGAAAUGGACCGUUUCAUCAAAUGGUUUUACGCGAGACUUCGUUAUCAUUGCCUCUUGCAGAUUUGGUCAUGCAAUUAAGAAUUGAGAUUUCCGACAUGGAAGCAAUAAUAAUGGAUUGCAUCCGUUGUGGAAAUGCUGAUAUGGUGGCUGUUUUAUUGCGUUACCGAUCUCUAAGUUCUGCCGUUCGUAGCAUACAUUUGCAUUCACUGAUUACAUGCUCUGAGAAUGCACAACAAAAGAAAAUUACUGAAACGUUGCGCUCACUGCAGUUGGGUGAUAGUACGCAAGUGCAAAAUGUGGCUGUUCCACCAAUUUUAUUUAUUUCGACGCCCGAUUCAGCAUCGCUGAGUCGGUCGUCAUCUUCUGUUUCGUCCUGUCCACAUCUUCCAUCCGAUUCAACUGCUUCUCAGAAUGUCAUAUCGAAACCAAUUAAUGUUCUCAUGCGAAAUGGUACUACUAUAUCCGUUCCGCAAUCACCUUUAUCUAUGGAAGACACUGGAGGCAAUCGUUUAUCCAAGCAGAUUUUUGUUGAGAGUGAACCAGCUCAUUCUUUGGUUGAAAGAGAAACUUCUGCGCAUAACAGCACACAGACAAGUGGUUCCAAGAAUUUUGAUGAAAGAAAAGAAUUCCUACCAUUCGUAGUGCCACUCUGUACUUCGACGCCAUCGUCUAAUGUUGACUCCGCACGCGUAGUCACGCAUUCAAAUCAUUAUUCUGUGACAUUACCAUCUAUCCCGAUUUCUUCCUCGCCACCAAUUUCGGUUACACCAGCGCAAAACAUGGCAAAGUCCUAUAUUCGAUCAGCUAGCGAAUAUUCACGAACUGCAAAUUCUUUUGAAGACCCAGGCGAUAGAUCAGCAACAGUUAGAUCUCUUCCAGGACAUCUUGCUCCACAGUCCAGCUCCACUAGAGAUAAUGAUGAAAUAAUGGGAGCAACAUUUCCGAUUGUUGCCUCAAUAAGUCUUGAUCCUAUUCCUUUGAAUGCUCAAAAGCAGGAAAUGAAUAUAUAUGUAGUCGCUCCAGGAAAAGAGGAAAUUAUUGAUAAAGAGAAAUACUUUGUCAAAGGAACUUCAUCGGCUUUUGAUCAAGCGCGGUCAAAUUUUACGUCGGAUAAUGAACAUGCACGCUUUUCUCUAAUGAAUUCGUUAGCUGCAAAUAAUUUACGUCGGGAAAUGCCUCGGUAUAUGUCGAGGAGCAUACGGUUAACACGACCGGCGCCUGCACCACCACCACUAAUCGGUGUUAAACUAAAGCCACCGAUUCCGGCUCCAAGACGUUUCCCAUCUCUUUCUAGAGAAAACAAACAGAGAGAUUGUGCACGACGCUGUCGAGCCUUAUAUGAUUGCAAAGCUGAUAAUGCUGAUGAGUUGUCAUUUCGGCAAGGUGACAUAAUCGUGAUUACAAAAGAAAAAAUUACUGGAGAAAGUGAUAUCUGGAUGGAAGGGUAUUUGGAAAAUAAUCCGUUAUGCAAAGGUGUAUUUCCGACAACAUUCGUCACUUUCCUUUCUUGA
Brugia malayi is the source of this 3357-nucleotide messenger RNA. RefSeq names its product GTP-ase activating protein for Arf containing protein. The record is from RefSeq and is a predicted model, not a curated record. Bases 1 to 3357 code for a protein of 1118 amino acids. The transcript is spliced from 25 exons. Gene Ontology annotation, molecular function: protein binding; GTPase activator activity. NCBI's taxonomy places the organism in Eukaryota, Metazoa, Nematoda, Chromadorea, Rhabditida, Onchocercidae. Gene Ontology annotation, biological process: positive regulation of GTPase activity.